Molecule: messenger RNA, 1627 nt
Organism: Musa acuminata subsp. malaccensis (wild Malaysian banana)
Lineage: Eukaryota; Viridiplantae; Streptophyta; Magnoliopsida; Zingiberales; Musaceae
Product: GTP 3',8-cyclase, mitochondrial
Biological process (GO): Mo-molybdopterin cofactor biosynthetic process
Molecular function (GO): 4 iron, 4 sulfur cluster binding; metal ion binding; GTP 3',8'-cyclase activity
Source: RefSeq, a predicted model, not a curated record
GGCCGUCGAGAAGACGUGUUGAACGAGAUAUCCCUCUUCGUCUCUGCCAACGGCCGGCGCGUCUCCUCCUACGACUCCAAAUCAUUUCUCUUUCGAUUCCUGUCGCUAACCCUGUCUCCAUGUUCUGAUUCAUCGAGGGAACCAAGGUUCCGACCGAGAGGUGAACAUGCGGGGUUGCGUCCGGGAGCUCCUCCAAGGAUGCCUGCGUUCUCGGAGGGCCUAUUUUUCGGUUGACGGUUCUAGAUGCAGAUUUGGUUGUUUAUCAGAUUCCUAUGGCUCAUCUGGCAGAAUCAAAGGCUGCUGUCCGAGUGUCGGUACUCCAAGCUGUUCCAGGUCAAUGGCUUCUGCAACUUCGUGUGCUGUCUUGUCUGAAGCGUUGCCAAAGGAUAAAGAUAAUCUUGCAUCCGAUAUGCUAAUUGAUUCAUUUGGGAGGUUCCACAAUUACUUGAGGAUCUCGUUGACGGAGCGUUGCAACCUCAGGUGUCACUAUUGCAUGCCAGCAGAAGGUGUUGAACUAACACCUAACUCUCAGCUUCUUUCUCACGAUGAAAUCGUUCGGCUUGCAAAUCUCUUUGUGACGUCUGGGGUGGAUAAAAUUAGGUUGACAGGUGGAGAACCUACAAUUAGGAAAGAUAUAGAAGAUAUAUGCUUGAGUCUUUCCAGCUUAAAAGGAUUAAAAACACUUGCUAUGACCACCAAUGGGAUCGUUCUCACGAAGAAGCUUCCAAAGUUGAAAGAGUGUGGUGUUAAUGCGAUAAACAUUAGUUUGGACACAUUGGUCCCAGCAAAGUUUGAAUUCAUGACCAGACGAAAGGGUCAUGAAAGAGUCAUGGAGUCAAUAGAUGCUGCAAUAGAACUUGGAUACAAUCCUGUUAAGAUAAACUGUGUUGUAAUGCGUGGAUUAAACGAUGAUGAGAUCUGCGAUUUUGUAGAGAUGACGAGAGAGAAGCCAAUCAACGUUCGAUUUAUUGAGUUCAUGCCAUUUGAUGGGAAUGUUUGGAAUGUCAAAAAGCUAGUUCCUUACGCGGAGAUGCUGGAUAGAGUGCGACAACGCUUUAAAAAUGUACAGAGGCUUAAGGAUCACCCUGCAGAUACAGCAAAAAAUUUCGUUGUUGAAGGUCAUCGUGGGACAGUCUCAUUUAUCACAUCAAUGACUGAGCAUUUUUGUGCUGGUUGCAAUAGAUUGAGGCUCUUAGCUGAUGGCAACUUCAAAGUAUGUCUAUUUGGUCCAGCAGAGGUAAGCUUAAGAGAUCCAAUUCGUGCUGGCGUGGAUGACCUUGGGCUGAAGGAGAUCAUUGGAGCUGCGGUUAAGAGAAAGAAAGCUGCACAUGCUGGGAUGUUUGACCUAGCAAAGACAACAAACAGGCCUAUGAUACACAUAGGUGGCUGAGCAGCAGUUAAAUCUGAAUUGCUUAGAAAUGGAUAUCGGAACGGAGAAAUCACUGCUCCAAGUUGUACGAGUCUAAGAAUCGGAAGACGGAAUUGCCAUCAUAAAGGCAGUUAAAUUCUGGACUUCUUUUGCUUCAUGUUGUUAUACGUUGUGUUAUUAAAGAAACAAACGUGUUAUCGGAUCUUGCGAGGAAAGCCACAUAGUACAACUUAUCUCCUCAUCUGAGGAUGAUACUAA